Peronospora farinosa is the source of this 1497-nucleotide messenger RNA. The record is from the annotation of a GenBank genome assembly. NCBI's taxonomy places the organism in Eukaryota, Oomycota, Peronosporomycetes, Peronosporales, Peronosporaceae.
AUGCCUCAAACCAACGAGGAGCUCCCCUUAGUAAAUGCUUCCCUUCAGCAGCAGCUUUCAAGCUAUCACGAGCGUCAACGUACACGUCAGCAACAUCAUCACCGCGCUAGGACUGUAGGACGUGCUGCCGUGGGUUUUCUAGCUGCCUCGCUGCUCACGCUACUGCUCGUCACCCUGUCGUGGCCAGCACAGCACAAUGAACGGGCAUUGGAGCUGCAUACGCUAUUGGACGCGUACGAACACGCCAAAAACUUUUCGGGUGUUGUGCGUUUAAGUCGCAAUGGAGAGAAGCAAUUGCAACAGGCCAUGGGGUUAGCCAAUGUGCCAUUCAAACAGCCAAUGGAGGAGCAUAGUGUCUUCCCCAUGGGGGCACACAUGCAACUACUUAUAGCAGUAGCAUUGCAUCAGUUACAGGAGAAAGGACUUGUAGACCUUACGAGGUCGGUGAGUGAGCAUUGGACCGAAGAAGACUGGCUGGCAUUUCAGCUCGAGACGAAUCGGACGACGUGGUGUCCGACACUUGAGACGGAAUCGGACUGUCAAGUCGUGACAUUCGACCACUUGUUGUACAUGGGGUCAGGAAUUGGUAGUGAAGAUACGGAUAUGCUGGAAACCAUGGGAGCUUAUGGUGUACAGAUUGGGACGUUUCUUGACAAACCACUGGCGUUUAAACCAGGGACAAACUACAAGUUUUCCAAUGAGAACUACGUCUUGUUGGCGUACAUGGUGGAAAAGCUGAGUCAAUUGACCAUGCAAGAGUACUUACAGCAGCACAUUUUUCAACCUUUGGGCUUGACACUCACGACGUUUGACCCAUUUCAUGGAGCUAUUGAUGUUCGCCAUGCUCAGGUGGACCAGUACGUGCAAUUCUACGCUCCUCGUCAGCUAAAUGGCAGUGAUAUCGCUGUCAAUAGCAACAGUAACAGCUCAAGUAGAUCAAAGGUUGUCGAUGAGAAACACUUGCAUCACAUGAGCACUGGAUCCUGCGCUAUCUACGAGGGACGUGUGAAUCGUCUCGAUGGACUCUUAUCCACUGGAAAAGAUAUGCACAAGCUCUACACUGACCUCUUUCACGAACAAGGUCAUCAUUCAAAGCUGCUCCAGGCACAUUCAAUUGCGCAGAUCGUGCAGACUCGAAACCCGGCAUACCCGGCUUUUGGACAGGGUAUUGGUGUCGACUACAAGGAGCAGCCGAAAGGAGCAGUCAAGACGAGCAAGUGGCCUACUAAGAUCACGUUUUGUGGCAGUACCGCUUGCUCUACGACGUGCAUGGCAAUGCAAAUUCCUCUUGCUAAUCUAUCGAUUGUUGCCAGUGCAUUUACCAACAAUGUGCGUCUGUAUUUUUCAAGUAUCGACGCGUUUGAUGCGUACAAACCACGAAAGUUUUUCAAGAUGGAAAAAGCGAAUGCAAUGGAGAAAAAGGACGACGAAGUGAAUACAUUUGCAUGGAGUUUGCUACAGGUGUUUCUACGAUUUUACACGGCAUCGGACGACUAA